Camelina sativa (false flax) is the source of this 1474-nucleotide messenger RNA. Its product is annotated as cytosolic sulfotransferase 15. NCBI's taxonomy places the organism in Eukaryota, Viridiplantae, Streptophyta, Magnoliopsida, Brassicales, Brassicaceae. The record is from RefSeq and is a predicted model, not a curated record. Gene Ontology annotation, molecular function: sulfotransferase activity.
UUGCGUUAUUAUAUAAACAGCCAACUUCCUCACGAAAUCUUACACCAAAACACACAAAGCUUCCAUUUAUUAAGAGAUACAUAUUUUAUAUAUAUUCAUCACAAGGAGAAAGAAACAAUGGCGUCUUCAAGCGUGAAGACCAUUCCAAUGGCGAUCCCAAGCUUCUCCAUGUGCCACAAGCUCGAGCUCCUCAAGGAAGGCCAAAGCCGCGACCCGAAACACGGAGGAGAUGAUGAAGGGCUAACCUACGAGUUCCAAGAGAUGUUGGACUCUCUUCCAAAGGAGAGGGGAUGGAGAACUCGUUACCUUUACCUGUUCCAAGGGUUUUGGUGCCAAGCCAAGGAGAUUCAAGCUAUCAUGUCCUUCCAAAAACAUUUCCGGUCCCUUCCUAACGACGUCGUUCUCGCUACCAUACCUAAAUCCGGUACUACCUGGUUAAAAGCUUUAACUUUUACCAUCCUUAACCGUCACCGGUUUGAUCCGGUUUCCUCAACCACCAACCACCCUCUUCUCACAUCCAACCCUCAUGACCUCGUACCUUUCUUCGAGUACAAGCUUUACGCUAACGGAGCUGUUCCCGAUCUUUCGGGUCUGGCUAGACCCAGAACAUUCGCAACACACGUCCCUUUCGGUUCCCUCAAGGAUUCAAUCGAGGAACCUGGUGUGAAGGUCGUGUACUUGUGCCGGAACCCGUUUGACACAUUCAUCUCCUCGUGGCAUUUUAUCAACAACAUCAAAUCCGAGACAGUGAGCCGAGUCUUGUUAGAUGAAGGGUUUGAUCUGUACUGCCGAGGAGUGAUCGGUUUUGGCCCCUUCUGGGAACACAUGUUGGGGUACUAUAGAGAGAGCUUAAAGAGACCAGAGAAAGUGUUCUUUCUAAAGUACGAGGAUCUCAAAGAAGACAUCGAGACUAACUUGAAGAAGCUUGCAAGUUUCUUGGGACUUCCUUUCACCAAAGAAGAGGAACAAAAGGGAGUUGUGAAGGCUAUCGCUGACCUGUGUAGCUUCGAGAAUCUGAAGAAGUUGGAAGUGAACAAGUCAAAGAAAUCGAUCAAGAACUUUGAGAACCGAUUCUUGUUUAGGAAAGGAGAAGUGAGUGAUUGGGUUAACUAUUUGUCGCCUUCACAAGUGGAAAGAUUGUCAGCCUUGGUGGAUGACAAGUUAGGUGGAUCUGGUCUCACAUUCAGGUUGAGCUAAAUCGAAGGCCACGUGCCACAUCUAUAGUCUUGUUGAUUCUGAGGGGCCUAUAAGUUAAGCCAGUAGUUGUAUUGUUUGUUACAGAAUGAAGCAAUUAACGUCCACAAUAUAGUUUGUCGUUUUUUUUUUGUUUGCGAGUUUUAUUUUAAUAAAUAUCGUUUGUGUUUGCCAUUUAUGUUUUUAUUUGUACUAGAUUAUUAUUUUUCAUGGGUGUUAACUGAAUGUAUUGACAAAUAUAAAUAUAUAAAUAUAAAUGUGUGUCUGUAUUUCAUAGAUA